This is a messenger RNA of Scaptodrosophila lebanonensis, 786 nucleotides long. RefSeq lists its product as uncharacterized. Bases 16 to 675 code for a protein of 219 amino acids. Lineage: Eukaryota; Metazoa; Arthropoda; Insecta; Diptera; Drosophilidae. The record is from RefSeq and is a predicted model, not a curated record. The transcript is spliced from 3 exons.
AAUUCUUUAAAAAUCAUGUCUAAAUUCUGUAAAUCGGCCAUAUCAGAGCCAACAUCCACCUUUUUAUAUGUAGAUUUGAUGGCUAGCAUGUUGCUACGUGACACUCAAGAACUGGAGGCUGAUUUCCACAACAAAAUGGAAUUCGUGCGGGAACAAGAACAAAACUGUCUGCAAAACGAGCAAAAUCUGAUUAUCAUUGAUAAAUUUGUCAACCUGCUGAAGACUUGCCUAAUGAAUAUGGAGCUGGAAAUGCAUAGGAAUGAAUGUGCCAUUCUUGAUGCAGAACGGUCGCUUAGAUGCAUGGAUGAAUGCUUUGAGAAAUUUGGCGAAGAAGGCAUUAGUCUUAAACGCAGUAGUUAUAUGGAGAUCUUAAAGUUACUCGUCUCCGCAGACAGUUCUACGGAAUUGUGCAAUAAUCUCAAAAAUGACAUAGAUGUAUAUAAAGAAGAGGUUGCAACGCGUGUUAUACCACAUAAUUUAAUUUCUAGCAUCAUAGCCUAUCACAACAAAGCCUUGGAGGGAAUGGAGCGCCAAGUUAAUGAGCUGGAACUCAAAGUCAACGAAUUGGCGGACUGCUACGAGGACGCAGCACAAGAUGUUGAUUUACCUAACCUCGGAGAUCGGAUGCUUGGCGAAAAGGCCGAGGAUAUAAAGGACGUGUUUGAGGAAUCGUAAAAAUAAACUUCCUCAACAAAUAAUUCUGUAUAUUUUCUAACUCAUAGCCAAAAAAAAUAUAUGCCUAAAGAUUCGAAUUAAUUGUAAUAAACCAGUAUUUGUAAAACCUCA